Messenger RNA from Choloepus didactylus (southern two-toed sloth), 870 nucleotides. It is a transcript of the gene PRR32, whose product is annotated as proline rich 32. Lineage: Eukaryota; Metazoa; Chordata; Mammalia; Pilosa; Megalonychidae. The record is from RefSeq and is a predicted model, not a curated record. The transcript has 2 exons.
AUGGGGGACAAGGAUACCAGAGCAGCAGCUGUGGAUGAAAAUGGGGACCUGGAACCCAGCCAAGACUCAUCCCUCCAAUGUUCAAGCUCUAUGUUAACAGAUAAUGCAGAGCCCUGGGUUCACCCUUUCACUCCGUUGAGACCUCCCUUCAACAUGCUGGCAGAUAUGGUAAGAGAACAACUGGAGCAUCCCUUUGAGAGAACAGAAUCUUGCAUUCCUGCUGACAGUUCAAGAGCUCUCACAUAACCCUGUGGGCAACCACCUGCUAUUGUGGAAGAGGCCCUAGCAAAAGUAGAAGUAAAUACUUCUCAAAGGCUGGAAGGCUGGAGGCAGAGGGGGCAGGAUUCCAUCAAUGUGCCCCAGGAAGUCUCUGGAGGACCCUAUGCACUGAUGGUGGGGACAACAAGGGUCAACAAUGCAGGCUCUGAGUCAGGUGGAAAAAAUGCAAGGUUAUAUAUGGCUUUGUCAUGUGAGAAAGGGUUCUUUCCACCUAGGGGCCCACAUGUAAGAAGCCCUCCACAUAUACCCACUAUUAGAUUGGGCAUAAUGAUGGGGCAGCUUCUAGGAAAUACUAGAAUACCCUGCAAGGAAAGUUUAGCUCAUGUUUCCUUUCCAUCUGGAGGUCCACAGCACCCCAUCGAUAACUGGCUCAGGCCCAUCUGGUUGUCUUCCAGUACCCCAGGUUUACCUUCUUGCUCUGCUGCUCACUGCUUCAUACCUCUUCAACCUCUGAGUUUCAAUCCAUUUCUCUCUAUACCUUGUGCUUUUGCACCUCCCCCAAUAUUUGGUCCUCCACUGCCUUCUUAUUUUGCCUGUUUGCAUUCUUUGGGAAUACUGGCUCCUUCAUCCUCAAACAGAUAGAACAGCUGA